Messenger RNA from Zygosaccharomyces rouxii, 837 nucleotides. RefSeq names its product Mn(2+) transporter ATX2 (gene ATX2). Gene Ontology annotation, cellular component: membrane. Lineage: Eukaryota; Fungi; Ascomycota; Saccharomycetes; Saccharomycetales; Saccharomycetaceae. Bases 1 to 837 code for a protein of 278 amino acids. Gene Ontology annotation, biological process: zinc ion transport; transmembrane transport. The transcript has a single exon. Gene Ontology annotation, molecular function: metal ion transmembrane transporter activity. The record is from RefSeq and is a predicted model, not a curated record.
AUGUCUUGGAUCCACAGAAUUGUGGUUCCCCUUCUGUUGUUCUUGGGUACAUUUACCACCGGUGCCAUUCCACUCUACUAUGCCUCUUUCUCACCCAGUGAAAGGGGGCUUUCCCUCAUGUCAAAGUUGGGAUUAGGUAUGCUAUUAGGGGCGGCAUUCGUAUUGGUGAUUCCCGAAGGUUUAGAAAGGGUUGAUGGUAGCUUUGUUGGAAUAGAUUUGCUUGCUGGAUUCAUAUUGACCUAUCUAGCAGAAUCUCUGGUGAGACAAAAGAGGGAUAUCCAAGGUCAAUUACGGCAAUUCCUAAGUAAUGGUGUAGUGGUAGCAUUGGUCAUUCAUGGAUUUGCAGAUGGGUUAGUCCUCGGGACUACGGUUAAUCAGGCGCGUACGCUUUUAGUUCUUCUGUUGGCGGUUAUUGUUCAUCGUAUUCCUGUGGUGUUGUCAUUGGUAUCGGUACUAGUGUCACGACAGCGACUAACAAGAGGAGAGGUCACUAGACACCUCCUGAUCUUUUCACUGUCAUCACCCUGUGGAUAUGCCUUAGCUGCAGCUUGCGAAUCCAUUGGUAUUAUUAAAGGUUUGGGUGACCAUCUACUUUUAGCGAGCGGUGGAUCGCUACUAUAUGCAGGAUUUGCUCUGCGUAGCAGUGAUGUGGAUACUACGAAUAAAGAGGUGACAAGACCUGCUCCCAGUCCGGGUGCCGGCAGAGAGGGAUCUGAUGGAUUUAUCGUCUUGGAACCGCCAGAGGACGAACCAGAGACGGAUAGAUUUGGUCCGUUUUGGGUAGCUGGUGGAACGGUUCUACCAGUCUUGAUUUCGCUAUUUGGUGGUGAAGACUAG